Messenger RNA from Chaetomium fimeti, 4358 nucleotides. RefSeq lists its product as uncharacterized. Lineage: Eukaryota; Fungi; Ascomycota; Sordariomycetes; Sordariales; Chaetomiaceae. The transcript has a single exon. The coding region runs from base 291 to 4157 and encodes 1288 amino acids. The record is from RefSeq and is a predicted model, not a curated record. Gene Ontology annotation, molecular function: protein binding.
GUUACUUUUUCGGGACGGCAACUAACUCACGAGGGACCUACAUCAACUUCCCCUCUACCAGGUACCUCCCUUUCCCUCCCUGACAUAACACCUGCCGCUCUCCGUCCCAUUAUUGCGGGAUUGCGGGUUCCAACACCACCCGAAUAUUCCUGCAGGUCCACUAUGACCCUCGGCGGACUUGUAUAUUUCCUCCAGGUUCAUCUCGUCGACGACACGGCAGCUACCUCGAGAUCGGUGCGGAUCAUGCGGCGGUAAUACGGUCCACCUUUUUGAGUUGUUUUUGGGAUCGAAUGCACCGUCGCCAUCUUGUCGUAUCUUCCAGCGCCAUGCUGGAGAGGACCGCGACGAGCAUAGAGCCGUGCAGCAGCAGCCUCCAACGAGCUCUUCCCUCGACCAGGUCCUGUUUGCAAAGCCGCCGCAAGCUUCACACUGCCUUAUUUUACCAUGGUGCUACCGAAACCGAGUUCAUCGAUGCGUGCCAGGCCCUCAUGCGCCAGGUCCCGGCCGAGUCGAAGAACCCCGCGACGCCAGCGAAACCCCACCAGAGAGCCGAGGUCAUGACGGCAUCUGGCCUCCUUCUCGACUUCCUAUACCCCAGCGGAACCGCUGCGCUCUUGCGGAGGCCAUAUCCGAUUCAUCCAGUGCGUCUCGAGUCCGCAUCCAGACCACGAACCCACAUGUCGCGCCUCUUCACAUCCGCCGCCUCCCGUCGAUCCGACCAGCCGUCGAAACCGCAAGCCGCUGCCGAUGAGUCCGCCAGUAUAGAAGAGGCAGAAGAGGUAGCAGAGGAGGAUUUUGAGGAAGUGCCAGACCACGACCACGGGAUCGCGGCCGGAGAUGCUGAGGAGAACGCGUUCUUUACGGCUCCUGGCCUGUUGCGAAGGCUGCUAUACUCGAACCGCGCCGGAGCUUACGAUCAGAUCUUCCAGCACUACAUGAAACUCGAUCCGACCUUGAAGGACGAUUUCACAACGGACGUGCUGCUCGCCAUCUCGGCAUCGACCCGCCCGAUCGAGGCAUGGAGAGUCAACGAUUUAUUCGCCAAGUAUCAAGUCGAAGACUGGACCGAGGACCUUGUCCGCGCGGCAGUCAAGGCGCAGCUCACGCUGCAUAAGGUUCCCGAGGCCAUGGCGAUUUUCAGGACUGCCAUGGAACAGCGUGGCUUUGGUGGGGCAUUAGAUUAUAUCGCCGCCUACGGAUUCGAGCUGUCGUCGUGGAACCUCGUUCUCGAGGCUUGGGAGCUCUACUUGAGCAUCAAGGGUGAAGAGGAACCGGUGUACGCGCCGCCCACUCGGGAGAUGGGAGAGACUGGAGAGACUGGAGAGGCUGGAGAGACUGGAGAGUCUCCAGAAGGACAGGGGAUAGAGCAAGGGGCUGAGCCGACGAAGCUCGCCAGUCUCGGUUCUGACCCUGAACCAACGACUGCGCAAGUAACGGAUACGCAAGAAACGGAUACGCAAGCCGCCGAAAGUUCCUCGCAAGUACGACAUGUUGGCUCAGGGACCGAAACAUCGACUGUGCAGGAGUCCGAAACAUCGUCCCGGCCAACAGGCGAGCCAACAGAACCACAGGAUUCCGAUUCAGGGGUCGAACAGCCUCAAACACCAUUGCCGGGGGCCUUCCCGACUCUGGCGGCGACGGCAGACUUUGAGGCCAAAGUGAAGGAGCUGUACAAGUUCCUCGAGAACAACCCCGAGACCAUGUCUCAGCGCACUGCCCUUGUCGACUCCUUUCUGAAGCAUCUCGUUAGACACUCGCUGGAGUUGUUCCGGGCGUCCGACGUUGUUUUUAUGCUCCACCGCGCCGAGGAUCCGCGGUCUUAUGAGCGCUUCAUCAUUUCCAGCGCGGAGCAGGACCGGAAGCGGCUUGCCACUGAUUUGUACAGAAAAUACAGGGCGCUUCCUGGCGUGCGCGUGGACGAAUCCGUUCUGCGGGUUCUGAUUGACGUCUUUUUCCCAUUCAACGUUGUGGGAAUGGAACAGCUGCUCGAGGACUGGUACCGUGGUUAUGGCCAGUUGGACCAGAGGGCAUACCAUAAGUUCAUGGCUUUCUAUAGUGGACGCGGCGAUAUCAAGUCCAUCAUGCGGCUGGUCGACGAAUAUACCAAGCUCUUCGACCUUAAACCCGAGGAUGAGCCAAGGUUCAUCCACACACUCAUGCAGGCCCAUGCCGUCAGGGGUGAUCCUGAAACCGCCCGCCAGGUCAUGAUGGAUGCUGCCGACAGGACUGGCGAGGCACCAGUGAUCAAGCAGUGGAACAUCUUGAUGAACGCCUACACCAAGGCCGGAGACUACAAGGGCGCUAUUGAGCUCUUCUCAUACAUUUGCGACGAACUCGAACCGGACCAUUACACUUUUGGAACCAUGAUGGGCAUGGCUGGCUUCCGCGGCGAUUUACAAUUCACGCUCGAGCUAUUUCAGCUCGCGAAGGACCGCAACGUGCAGCCAACUAUAGCGAUGGCGAGGUCGUUGGUUGAGGCAUACUGCCAGAAUGACCGUUUCGCCGAGGCCGAGAAACUCUGCAUAAGCGCAACCAAGAGACGGGAGAUACCUGGCAGUUAUACCUUGCUCUGGAAUACGCUCCUCCAACACAACGCGAGGCGGCGGGACUUGAGCACGGUCAAUCGGCUGCUCGAGUUUAUGUCGUCGCAAGGAAUCGUUUAUAACCAGGAAACAUACAGUCAUCUCCUCCUCGCCCUGCUCUACGCCCGUCAGUCGCAUCACGCCAUGCAUCUGCUCCGAGUCGCCAACCGCGAAGGCGUGUUUGAGCCUACGGCCGACCACUUCGUGCUCCUGAUGGCGGCCUUCAUCAACAGCGGUGAACCACACAUGACACUCAAGACCAACGAGCUGAUGAACCAAAUGAACUUCCCGCAAUCGGCCAUGCGCAUGACCAAAGUUAUCGACGCGCUGGGGAGAUGGCAGCAACUGCCCUCCAGCAAGCGGCGCGGCGUCGGCGCCGAGCACUUUCUGAAAAGGAUUCUCCGCGAUUUCUACAAGGCCAUGGAGCGAGAGGACCAGGGCGCACCGGACGACAUCCGUUCCGUCAUCAGUCUCUAUUCCAAGGUGAUCUUUAUCCUGACGCAGAUGCGCGAGCACGCCACGGUGCAGCAGCUCAUCCACCUCCACAAUACUCGCUACCCCGCGCGCUCGUCCCAGGAGACCCUCCCGCUCAAACUCCUCCACCAGAUCAUGCUCGCCGACUUCUUCGAGAAGAAGUACGCCCGCGUCCACGAGACGUGGGCCCUCAUCCUGAAGCGUACCAGCAAGCGCUACCAGCCCGCCUCGUCCCACCUCAACCCGGACGAGUACGACGACCCGGAAGACCCCUCCAAGCCGGUCGUCUACGCGCAGCGCUUCCGCCUGUGCGACCCGCUCAAGACCAUGCAGCGUCUGUACCUCGAGGAGAGGAACCCGGAGGGCCUGCUCGCCCUGGUGGCCACGGUCCGGCGGCGCGGGUUCGACCUGGACAGCAAGAACUGGAACUACCACGUGCAGGCGCUGGCGCGGCUGAAGAAGUGGCGCGAGGCCUUCGCCGUGUGCGAGAACGUGCUGAUGCCGCAGUGGGCCGGCUGGUACGCGGUGCGCGCCGAGGGCCAGGUGAAGAACCAGGUGCCGCUGGAGCUGCGGCGCGCCGGCACCAACCCGCACCGGCCGCGGCCCAUCGCCCACACCCUGCUCGUCCUCGCCAAGGAGUACAUGGACCUCGAGCAGAUGAUGCUCUGGUCGCGCGAGGCCAGCCGCCAGUUCCAGUACAUCAACGAGAGCUGCCCCAAGACCGUCCGCGCCGUCACCACCAUGCACCGCUCCGGCUCGCGCCUCGAGGCGAGCAUCUUUGGGGAGGCCAAGAGCAAGGGUCUCGAGGAGGUGUCGGAGCUGGAGGCCGAUGAGGGUGCGGAAGAGGGUGGCGAGGAAGAGGGCGGCGAGGAGGGCGCGGCGGAGAAGCGGGAAGGGGAGGGCGAGGAGGAUGAAGCCACGUGGAAGGGUGGCCGGUUGGUCAGGACCGAUGAGAAGAAGAAGAGGACGCCCCGUCCGAAUCAGGUCUGGUCCGAGACCGGCUUCUUGAAUGCGGGAGACCCGGCGCAGGCGCAGGUGAAAAAGGGGAAGGAGGACCUGUCGGAGGAGGAUAUCGUCAAUGCGUUGAAAGAUGGUCAGUGAUAGGAUGUGGGUUGUAAGGGGAGUGUGUAUGAUUGAGAACAGUGGCAGUGGCCGCUGUACGUUGUAUAAAUGUACUAGUAUGUACUUGUGUAUGUAGUUGUCCAUGUCAAACUUGUAGAAUCGGAUACUAAGAAAGAGAAAGGGUGGCGCGGUAAUUAUAUCGUGUAUCACGUAACGUUAUUUACACCAGCAGUGCUCGGC